Messenger RNA from Acanthoscelides obtectus, 1186 nucleotides. NCBI's taxonomy places the organism in Eukaryota, Metazoa, Arthropoda, Insecta, Coleoptera, Chrysomelidae. The record is from the annotation of a GenBank genome assembly.
GAAGUGUUGGGACUUCAAAAACGUGUUGUAUCUUUCAACUUCGUUUGCUGUUUAGUUAUAUUGUGCAAAGUUUUCGAAAAAAUUAAUGUUGUGGCAAAAGCUCUUCAAACAGAAACGACAGAUUUGAUGACAGCAGAUGAGUUAUUAGAAACUGCACAUAUCGAAGUUUCUUCCAUGCGACAAUAGUUCGAUGAAUUUGUAAAGGAAGCAAUUUUCAGAAAAAAAGCAUUUCGAUGAAUUAUGUGUAGACGAAGGAAAAUUUCGCAGUGACUGUUUUUUACCCUUUAGUGGACACGACUUCUUUCCAAUUAAAGUAUCGUUUCGAAGGUAUGGAAUUGGUUCUAGAAGUCUACAAGAUUAUUCAACCAAAGAUGUGUCAGAAAUUGUAAAAGUCGCACGAGUUAGUAUCCGCAGGCUGCUAAGAACAAAGCAGUAGGAUAUAACUAGGCUGAAGGCAAGAAAAAGAACAUUAUAGAAGAAAAAACAGUACCGCAUUUGAUAUGAGUCAAGGUGUAAAAAAGAAAAAUAAAAAUCAAAAUCAUUCAGAAGGAGAGGAAGAAAAGGAAAAAGAAGGAAAAGCAAUACAAUGUAACAGUAAUAAGGAGGCGGUAUUAUUAAAUGACAUAAUAAAAGCAAAAGAACAGAUCAUCCUAUCCAAAGAUGAAAUAAUUCUGGCAAAAGACAUAAUAAUAAAGGAGCUAUACGAAAAAAUUUCCUUUACUGUAUGAAAAAAUUGCAACAAUCAGUUGCAGAACCAAAGAGUAUAAGCCCCGGAAUUGUAAGUACGGAAUUUGAAAACGGCUUUCCAGAAGAUGGUACCAGAGAAGCUCUAAAAUCCGUGCCAAAAUUAGUACCAGACGACAUUGCCCAAGCAGUCUUGUAUGCUUUAUCCACUGGUCCCAAUGUCGAUGUGACUGAGUUGACAAUCAGGCCUCUAGGAGAGAUGUUUUAACAAACCUACCUUAAGCUACCCUAACAUAGAAGAAAAAGGUGAAAUUAAACUGCAAAAAUAACUUCACAAAAUAUAUUCUUAUUGUACAAAACUUUAGCAAACUCAACGAUAUUUUGCAAUUGCACAUAAAAUUAGUAUUGUUUUUUCUAUAUCUUUUUAAUAGACUAUAUACUAACCACUUGUGAAAAUUAAGUGAAAAAUAUUGUAAAAAUCGAUUUUUAAGUACAAACUAAG